Molecule: messenger RNA, 2564 nt
Organism: Rubroshorea leprosula
Lineage: Eukaryota; Viridiplantae; Streptophyta; Magnoliopsida; Malvales; Dipterocarpaceae
Source: the annotation of a GenBank genome assembly
AUUAGCAUCAGCCAUCAUUUUAGUGAAUGAUCUAGAAGACUCAUUACAUGCUUCUAGCUUCUCACGUUAGAGUGGAUUGACAUAGGAGGAGGUGUGUGGCAGAGUCAUGAGGACCGGUCAUUAGAUAAGAGACUUGUCAUAGUGGCACAAUCUUUCAGUAGGAGAUAUGAUCAACAAUCUUGUGGAAACCCUAGGUGGGUCUCGUUGGGCGUGCCAAAAAAGAGAUUCCUUUUCUUCAAUCUCACCUCUGCUUCAAAAAUAUUCAUAUAUCCAGAUGUCUUUUGGGGUCUUUUGUUUUUCCACUAUUUUUCAAAUUCUCAAAUGCUGUAUCUUUCUUGCUUUUUGUCCAAAAAGCUCGUCGAGACAUCGAUCCUUUAUACAAGUGGUGUCUGAUUGUGUUCAUCAAGAGAGCAGGUGUUAUAAAUCCCACAGCAUAAUCUUCUGUCUUCUUUUUGGGUCAAAAGGAGAAACUUUUUUGGAGAUUAUGAAGAGAUAAAACAAUUAGAACAGGAUGAGAGCAACCAUCUUGCAUCCCAUUUUAAGCUGAUCUCAGCUCCCACUUUAACCAAUCUUAUUUGCAUGUAUUGUUUAGACAUAGUUUUUGUCGGCUGAACAUGAUGGAUGAAAGGAAUGAAAAACAGGAAAACAGGGUACUCUGUAGUAGCUUCCCCUGUUUUGCUUUAGACAUUUUACCACCUCAAUCAAAUCAUAAUAGUCGAAAACACAUUGAAAGAUGGAAGAUAUUCAGUGGUUGAAGCAAAGGGAGGAUUUGCAUUUGUGUCAACAUCAUGUAUGAUGAAUGAGAAGCAACAAAUGACGUUGAAUUAUCUAGAAUCAGUCUAUUACAAGCAGUGACUCCGUAAGGUUUUCUUUAUCUAUCCAUGCCAAAGAAACAAAUUGCUCCUACAUCUUCAUCAACAUCAGCUGUCAUUUUAGCGAAUGAUCUAGAAGACUCAUUACAUGCUUCUACCUUCUCAUGGUAGAGUGGAUUGACAUAGGAGGUGUGUGGCAGAAUCAUGAGGAGUGAUAUUAGAUAAGAGACUUGUCAUUGUGGCACAAUCUAGCUGCAGAAAAUAUGAUCAACAAACUUGUGGAAACCCUAGAUGGGUCUCAUUGGGCGUGCCAAAAAAUAGAUUCUUUUUCUUCAAUCUCACCUCUGCUUCAAAAAUAAAGAUUCAUAUAUCCAGAUGUCUUUUAGGGUAUUUUGUUUUUCCACUAUUUCUCAAAUUCGCCAAUGCUUCUCAGAAACAGAAGCAAGAGAGGAGAGGGAAAUUAAGAUGGGAGAACAAAGUGUUCUUGGCGGGUUUUGUGUUUGGCUUAAGAAAGCAAAACCAUUCUUGGCAAUGGUUUCCUUGCAGUUUGGCUAUGCAGGGAUGUACAUAAUCACCUCGGUCUCGUUGAGGAAAGGCAUGAAUCACUUUGUUCUUGCAGUUUACCGCCAUGUUUUUGCAACUCUUGUCAUUGCUCCCUUUGCCUUAUUUCUCGAAAGGAAAACAAGGCCAAAGUUAACUCUACCUAUCUUCCUAAGGAUAAUGGCACUUGCUUUCCUUGAGCCGGUACUAGAUCAGAACUUAUAUUAUGUGGGGAUUAAGUACACAUCUGCAACACUUGCAUCUACUACUGUCAAUAUGCUUCCUGCGGUUACCUUUAUAUUGGCAUUGAUUUUCAGGUUAGAGAAGGUGAAUUUGAAGAAGUUCCGUAGUUUGGCCAAAGUGAUAGGAACCGUAAUAACAGUGAUGGGGGCAAUGAUCAUGACUUUGUACAGUGGUCCAAUCAUACAUUUCAUCAGGUCUGGAGGAGCAAUUCACCAUCAAAGCAGCACUGCAUCGGUAAAUACUCGCCAUUACUUCAUAGGCGUUUUGUGUCUGCUAGGAAGCAUCUGUUGCUGGUCUGGUUUCUUCAUAUUACAAUCAUUCACGCUAGAAAGGUACCCAGCAGAGCUCUCUCUUACUGCUCUAGUAUGCUUGAUGGGAACCGUGGAAGGUGCAAUAGUAUCUCUAAUAUUUGAAAGGGACAUGAGUGCCUGGAAACUUGGUUUUAAUAGCAGGCUUCUUGCUGCUUCUUACACUGGAGUGGUUUGCUCAGGAAUUGCUUAUUAUGUGCAAGGAGUUGUGAUCAGGGAACGAGGGCCAGUUUUUGUUACAACUUUCAGCCCUCUAUGCAUGAUCAUCACUGCUACUCUUGGGGCCAUAAUUUUGUCCGAGUUAGUCCACUUAGGAAGCAUACUUGGAGCAAUUAUAAUAGUGAUUGGACUUUACACGGUGGUGUGGGGCAAAAGCAAAGACUUCAAAAGCAUAGAAGAGUUGACUCUAACAGGGGAGAAAGGUAAUGUCCAAGAAUUACCCAUCACCAACAGUGAUCAUGGAGGCACCAUAGAUGGACCUACCAGAGUUUGAAUAUUCCAACUGCAAAUAACAUCAAAGAUUAUGUCAUGUCCAAAUAGAAUGUUGUUUGCUCUCUGCAAACUUGUUUUAUGUACAUCAUGCGUCUACUAGUCCACCCUACUACAUUUUUAAUGUUGUACCUUUGAUAUCAAAGUGUCUUAAUGAAAUCAUGUUUUCCUA